AUGGCGACCCCAGAGGCUAGCGGCAGCGGCGGGAAUGACGAGGGCUGUAACCCCUCUGUCACCUACUAUUGGCUGGAGGAGGUGGCAAAGCGAAACUCCGUGGAGGAGUCGUGGAUAGUGAUCCAGGGGCGAGUCUACGAUAGCUUCCUCAGCGAGCUCCCUGGUGGGGAAGAGGUUCUGCUGGAACAAGCUGGUGUUGAUGCAAUGGAAAGCUUUGAAGAUGUUGACCACUCCCCUGAUGCCAGGGAAAUGCUAAAGCAGUACUACAUUGGUGAUGUACAUCUGAGUGACCUUAAACCUAAAGGUGGAAAAAAGGAUCCUUCAAAAAGCAGUACAUGCAAAAGUUGCUGGGCAUAUUGGAUUCUCCCUGUGGUGGACACCAUUCUUGUAGGGUUCCUGUAUCAUCACUUCACGACCGACAGCAAAUCCUCCUGAGGUGACCAUGUUGGAGU
Arvicola amphibius (Eurasian water vole) is the source of this 452-nucleotide messenger RNA. Its product is annotated as cytochrome b5 type B-like. NCBI's taxonomy places the organism in Eukaryota, Metazoa, Chordata, Mammalia, Rodentia, Cricetidae. The transcript has a single exon. The record is from RefSeq and is a predicted model, not a curated record. Gene Ontology annotation, molecular function: heme binding. Gene Ontology annotation, cellular component: mitochondrial outer membrane; intracellular membrane-bounded organelle. The coding region runs from base 1 to 435 and encodes 144 amino acids.